AUGAGCUCUAUCCGAGCACGGAGGCCCACUUGGGGAAAGGAGAAUCGCUCAGAGAAUCACAACAGAAUUAAUCUAGGAAGUUCCUCAAUGCAUUCUGGUCGCUCUUAUGAGCCUCUUAGUGAUCCUGAACGCACUAGGCGUUGGGAUCAAUAUGCAUCUGACCUAGAUGAAUUUAUUCAGGAUUCUAAUGAGCCUCCUCACGCCUCUCCUUUCAGGAUCAAGUUUGACAAUACCUUGUAUGAAGAUGAGGACGAAUAUGAAGAGGAAUAUGACUCUACAGCCAUCAAGAUUGAAGAAGCUGAAGAGUCUGACAUUCUAACACGCCUCAGGUCCUUCUCAAGACCUUAUGGUUCACCUCAUGAGCUUGACCCUCAAGCCAAAAGAGUAUAUCCCAGCUUAUCUAAAGAUACAUUUAUUCAGAGACUAAGUUCGCCUAAGGCUCUGCAGUUUGUAUCUGAUAACAGGAGCUUUGCAAUGGCAUUUGAUCCCCUCACACACAAGCUUUACAAACAUUCAUUAAUUCCCUCCGACUAUAUCUUUCCACUGCCAAAAGACAUUUGGCACCUCUUCCUGUUCCCCUCACCAGCAUUCCCCAUGCGGAUCGAAGCCAACGCCGCCAUUAGACUUGCUCAAACGGAAGGAGCAUUCAAGGGAGUCAUCAAUCAUUACAUGGACACCCUUGGACGACUCUAUACAUGGGCCGUCUUCACCACUGCAGUUUUUCUGUUCAUUCCCGCCGUCGAACCUUUCGCUUUCAAUAUGUCUUAUUACCAGUAA
Molecule: messenger RNA, 777 nt
Organism: Serendipita indica DSM 11827
Lineage: Eukaryota; Fungi; Basidiomycota; Agaricomycetes; Sebacinales; Serendipitaceae
Source: the annotation of a GenBank genome assembly